AAUACAACCUAAACGUUUUGUGACCUAACCUUUGUUAAUUUUACUGUUUGGAAUGUGUGAAACAAAUUGUGAUUUUAAAGAAAAAACAUUUCAAAACUAAUUUGUACAUAUUUAAAAGUUACAUUAUUCAUUUCUAAGUUAUUAUAAAUAUAAUUUAUAACUGUACUAGCUAUAUUUUACAAUGGCCGAGGAAGAAAAACCUUUAAUGUUCCAUGAGAUGGAGUUAGAUGAUCGAAUAUUAAAAGCAGUUGCAAAAUUAGGGUGGCAAACUCCAACCUUAAUACAAGAGAAGGCAAUACCACUUUUACUGGAAGGAAAAGAUGUUUUAGUAAAAGCAAGAACAGGAUCGGGUAAAACGGCAGCAUUUGCGAUCCCAGUUAUUCAGAAAAUCUUAAACUUUAAGCAAACCUCUAUGCACCAAGAAAUAAAAGCUGUAAUAUUGGCUCCUAGUAAAGAAUUAUGUCACCAAAUUUGCAAAGUAGUCAAGGAUUUAACUAUUAAAUGUUCCAGAGAGGUUAAAUGUAUAGAUAUUGCUCAACAAGAAGAUUUAACUGUACAAAAACCACUUUUGGUAGAGAAACCUGAUAUUGUUAUAACCACUCCUUCUAAAGCUUUACAGCAUUUAAAAGCAGGAAAUUUAAAUUUAAAGAAAUCUCUGGAAAUUAUUGUUAUUGAUGAAGCUGAUUUGGUAUUCUCAUUUGGAUAUGAAGAUGAAGUCAAACAACUAUUAGAAUAUCUACCUAAUAUAUACCAAGCCAUCUUAGCUUCAGCAACUCUAAGUAACGAUGUAAAGUCCCUGAAAGAAAGGAUACUUCACAAUCCUGUCACAUUAAAACUGGAAGAGCCAGAAUUAGCACCGGCAAGUCAAUUAACUCAUUACCAUUUAAAAGCUGAAGAGCUAGAUAAGGCUACUAUUUUGUAUGCUUUAUUAAAACUUCAUUUAAUUAGAGGCAAAACGAUAAUUUUUGUUAAUACUGUGGAUAAGUGUUAUAAAAUAAAGUUGUAUCUAGAACAAUUUGGAAUUCGAGCAUGUGUACUAAAUUCAGAGCUACCAGCAACAAUCAGAUGUCAUUCGGUGAAUCAAUUCAAUCAUGGAAUCUAUGAUAUUAUAGUAGCAUCAGAUGAAAAAGCUUUAGAAGAACCAGGAAAUGCCAAUCAGAAUCGUCAAAUUAAAUCCAAAAGGCAAAAAGAUAAAAACAGUGGCGUUUCGAGAGGAAUUGACUUUCAGUUUGUAGCCAAUGUUAUAAACUUUGAUUUUCCAUUAGAUGCCCAUUCGUACAUUCACAGAGCAGGAAGGACAGCAAGAGGAAAUAAUCAGGGAAGUGUACUUUCAUUUGUUAGCAUCAAGGAAACGCCGUUAUUAGAUGAAGUAGAAGAUAAGCUGAAACAUUGUGAGGGAACUUCUAUUUUUAAGUCAUAUCAGUUCAGACUGGAGGAGGUUGAAGCUUUUAAAUACCGAGCUAAAGAUGCUUGGAGGGCUGUAACAAAGAUAGCUGUUCGUGAAGCAAGGUUGAAAGAAAUAAAACAAGAAAUAUUUAAUUGCCAGAAAUUAAAGAGCUAUUUUGAAGAUAAUCCAAAUGACCUCCAAAUUUUACGUCACGACAAAGCGCUGCAUACCGUACGAGUUCAGCAACAUCUGUCCGAUGUUCCAGAGUAUAUUAUUCCAGAAACGUUAAAGAAUAUUACUGGCAUAUCGAAACGCACAAAACGAAAACGUAACUUCAAUAAAUCAGAGAACAAGAAAUUUAAGGGUAAGCAGAAUAAUCCUCUUGCCUGUAUGGAGUUUGUAGGAUUUAAGAAGAAAAAGGUGGCGAAAUAAUAUAUUUUUGUGUUUUUAUAUUUGUUAUGACAAUAUAAAUAAAUUAUAUUAUCUUUAAA
Sitophilus oryzae (rice weevil) is the source of this 1878-nucleotide messenger RNA. RefSeq names its product probable ATP-dependent RNA helicase DDX56 (gene Hlc). The transcript has 9 exons. Gene Ontology annotation, molecular function: ATP binding; RNA helicase activity; nucleic acid binding. The coding region runs from base 182 to 1819 and encodes 545 amino acids. Lineage: Eukaryota; Metazoa; Arthropoda; Insecta; Coleoptera; Curculionidae. Gene Ontology annotation, cellular component: nucleolus. The record is from RefSeq and is a predicted model, not a curated record.